Doryrhamphus excisus (bluestripe pipefish) is the source of this 4851-nucleotide messenger RNA. RefSeq names its product mitogen-activated protein kinase 1 (gene mapk1). The record is from RefSeq and is a predicted model, not a curated record. Lineage: Eukaryota; Metazoa; Chordata; Actinopteri; Syngnathiformes; Syngnathidae. Gene Ontology annotation, biological process: protein phosphorylation. Gene Ontology annotation, molecular function: ATP binding; MAP kinase activity.
GGAAGAAGGUGAAAGUCCUCCAGGGCGACCAGAAGCGACGGAGGUGAAAAAGAGGAAGGGGAAAAUGAAGGAGUGGAUCACAUGACCGGCUUAUUUCCUGCUGCACCAACUUGAGCCGCCUGGCCGCCUCAGAGCAGCUCCUCCUCGGACUCGCUCCCACCGCAGGCCUCCUCCUUCGACGCCCCAGCCGUCGCCGCCGACGGACUCGACUCAAAAGUCGCCAAUUUUCCUGCCUUCGCACUGCUCAUCAUGGCUACGGCGGCGGUGUGCGCCCCGACCGGCAGCGGCCCCAGCCCCGGCCCGGGAACCGAGCUGGUCCGCGGGCAGGCGUUCGACGUCGGGCCUCGCUACAGCAACCUGUCGUACAUCGGCGAAGGAGCCUACGGGAUGGUGUGCUCGGCGUACGACCGGGACAACAAGAUCCGCGUGGCCAUCAAGAAGAUCAGCCCGUUCGAGCACCAGACGUACUGCCAGCGUACGCUGAGAGAGAUCAAGAUCCUGCUGCGCUUCAAACACGAGAACAUCAUCGGCAUCAACGACAUCAUCCGCACGCCCACCAUCGACCAGAUGAAGGACGUCUACAUAGUCCAGGACCUGAUGGAGACGGACCUCUACAAGCUCCUGAAGACCCAGCACUUGAGCAACGACCACAUCUGCUACUUCCUGUACCAGAUCCUCCGAGGCCUCAAGUACAUCCACUCCGCCAACGUGCUGCACCGCGACCUCAAACCCUCCAACCUCCUGCUCAACACCACCUGCGAUCUCAAGAUCUGCGACUUCGGUCUGGCCCGCGUGGCCGACCCGGACCACGACCACACCGGGUUCCUCACGGAGUAUGUGGCCACCCGCUGGUACCGGGCCCCCGAGAUCAUGCUCAACUCCAAGGGCUACACCAAGUCCAUAGACAUCUGGUCGGUGGGCUGCAUCCUGGCCGAGAUGCUGUCCAACAGGCCCAUCUUUCCCGGGAAGCACUACUUGGAUCAGCUCAACCACAUCCUGGGGAUCCUGGGUUCCCCGUCUCAGGAGGACCUGAACUGCAUCAUCAACAUCAAGGCCAGGAACUACCUGCUGUCACUUCCUCUGCGCUGCAAAGUGCCCUGGAACCGCCUCUUCCCCAACGCCGACGUCAAAGCUUUGGACCUGCUGGACAAGAUGUUGACCUUUAACCCCCACAAAAGGAUCGAGGUGGAGGAGGCCCUGGCCCACCCGUACCUGGAGCAGUACUACGACCCCACGGACGAGCCGGUCGCCGAGGCGCCCUUCAAGUUCGACAUGGAGCUGGACGACCUGCCCAAGGAGACGCUGAAGGAGCUCAUCUUUGAAGAGACGGCGCGUUUCCAGCCCGGCUUCAGAUCCUAACGUCUCACGCAGAUGAUUCUGCGGAAGCGGCCGCCACGCCACCAAACCCCGCCCCCUCCCUCGCCGAACCCUUGCCCCGCCUCCACACUGUCGCUCUUUUAUUUCCUCCUCUCUCUCUCUCUUUUACUCCCAUCACGUCCACUUUGCUCAGGAACGGCGUCAGGAAGCAAUCAGCCUGGGGUGGGGUGGGGUGGGGUGGGGUGGGGUCCGGGGGCGGGGGUGUUUAUUGUGGGAUGCCACGUGUGUCAGAGGAAGGCGCUCGGCCGAUCGCCCCCCUUUUUUUUUCGGCCCCUGCAUGAAUCGUCCACUGUUUUUGUCGUCUGAGACGAGGACACGCCCCCCCAGCCCCCCAACCCCGCCCCCCCCCCCAAGCGGUGAUUUAUGCAAACUUGGUCAUCCACUAAGCCAUGGCCCCCACGUACACGAGUGGACGACGUCGGGAGGGGAGACGCAGACAUGAAGACAAGCGUGUCCUCUGCAUGACUGUUAGCAGCUUUGUAAACAAAGACCGCCAUGCUAAGUGCCACGCGGGCUAAGCUAAGCUAAGCUAAGCUAAGCCGGGCCUUUCCCCCGUCCUCCUUUGUUGGCUUUCUUAUUAGCGUCCAUCGGUGCAAGUCCAAGUACAAUUUAUUUUUUUAUUAGUUGAUCCUGUGGGCGGAGCUUACCUCGGUGGGCGGAGCCACUUCACGGCACGUCCUACUUGAAAUGAGCCGAUUGAGUCGAUUAAAGAUUGGGAGCGGCCAUCUUGAAGCAGGGGGUGUCCAAAUAUAAACCUGACACAAAUUAGCUUAGCAUGCUUUGACCUUUUAGUGACCGCAAUCUUCGGGGGGGGGGGGGCAUUCUAUCGUAGUAUCAUUUCACAAGCGAACCUCAACAACGGGAAAAGAAUAAUAUGAGGAAAAAUAUUCAUUUAUAUUUCAUUUUUGGGGGGAAAAAAUGCUAAUAUUUUUUGGAAUAAAGUCCAAAUAUUAUGAGAUUAAUUGAAAAUGUGUGGAAAAUUCAAAAGAAAACCGCAAAAUAUUUUCAGGAAUAACCGCAUAUUAUUAGGAGGAAAAAUAACAACAUAUAAAUAUUAUCUGUUUUGAAAAAAAUUGAAUAUGAGAAACUAAGUUGUCAUUUUGGGAAAAUAAUAAAGUUAUGAAGAACAGCUGCCAUUUUUUUUGAAUGAAGUCCAAAUAUUAAGUGAAAAAAAUAUUCCCAUGAAAAAUAUAAAUUUCUGAGAAUAAACUUGAUUUUUAUGUCUUAAUUUUAUGAUGAACAAAAUAGAUAAUAAAGUGAUAAUUUUAUUGGAAUUAUGUCACAAUGACAAGAAGGACAUUUACAUGAAGUAGUUGGGGGGGGGAUAUGAAGAAUAAAGUGGGAAUAUUAUGAAGAAACAUAAUAAUAAUUUUGGCAGCAUGGAGUUGAAAUAUUACAAAUUUUUUUAAUAAUUAAUUUUUUAAAUAAUUAAUAAAAAUAUUUUAAAUUUUAAUUGAAUAAUAAUUAAAAUAUAAUAUAUAUUAAUAAAUAAUUAAUAAAUUAUUUUCAAAAAUAAAAUUAUUAAUAGAAUAAUUUUAAACAAUUUUUGGAAAAUUAUGUUGAGGUAAAAAAAAAUCCUAUUAUAGGAAUAAAGUCAUAAUAUUCCCGGAAAUUGAAUGGUUUGGGGAAAAGGGUUAAAAAUGUGAAUAAAUAAUAAUAAUAAUAAUAAUAAUAAUAAUAAUAAUAAUAAUAAUAAUAAUAAUAAUAAUAAUAAUAAUAAUAAUAAUAAUAUUGAGCCCAGCUGAGAUGCACUUUUGGGGAGCGUUUGGACACCCCCCACCCCCAGUCCCCCACCCCCCCUUUUGAAGGAACAGUGGGCCCUUUCCAAAUCAUCAUAGAAGAAGAACUGAGCACUUUUUAUUUUCUUUUGCCAACCCGAGCAGAGGCGGGCGGCCUGUAGAUACGGAGUUGACGUGGGGGGGCGGGGAGGGGGGGCGGUCGGGAGUGGGGGGGGGGGGGGGUGUGGUUACGUGUUUCCGGGAUAGUUCAGUGUGCGAUGCGAUGAUGCGCUUCUGCUCAGUUGUUCGUGCGUCUUUUUUGUGCCUUCUUUGAUAUCCGAGAUUCCGUGUGCAGCUUCGGGCCUCUUACACGUCAACACAAUCAGGCGGGGUCGGGGGUCAGGGGUCAAGGGGGUACAUUUGUCGCCAGCGCUGUGUUCAUGAUGAAAAAGUUCUAUUUCCCCCCCCCGCCCUGUUGUUUUUUGGGAUGUUUGUGUGUUUUGUUGUAAAAAAAAAAAAAAAAAAAAAAUCGGAAUGUUGUGUUUCUAAAAAAAAAAAAAAAAAAAAUUCCCGCUUGGCCAGCUUGUGUUUUAAAAGGUGCGUCCGCCUCAAAGAUUGUUUAUUUUGCCGUCGUGUGAAGAAAUCCACUUUUUGCUCUUAUUGUCUUAUUAAGACUGUUUUUAAAGACUCUUUGGUUCCAGCUGUGCCGACGUUUAAAAAAAAAACAUCUAAAUUCCUAACAAUCCGUAUUGAACACCACCCAUCAAUCAAUCAAUCAAUCAAUCAAUCAAUAAUUGCCAAAUAUGUUUCAAUGUAUUUAAUUACAGCAUUCUCAAUAAAAAUGUGUUUUACCCCAAAGGUCCUGGUGGGAAUGUCUGCUUUUUCCACCUCACUUCUUUCACUUCACUCCAUCACAGCUAGUCUACAUAAUAUCAAUAACAGUCAAAAGUAUCACUAUAGGGGUGUUAUUUCAUGUCUACAGGGCUCUAAUCAUGUUAGAAAUGUGAAUUUAGAAGGUUGUAAACAGGUUUUCCAUGUCUUGUUUUUCUCUUAUGUCUACUACAUUAAGUAAUAGGAGUGCAAAGGUCAAUAUAGGGUUGUUAUGUCAUGUGUAGAGUGCUCUAAUAAUGUUAAAAAGUGAAUUUAGAAGGUUGAAAACAGAUUUUCCAUGUCUUGUUUUUCUCUUUUGUCUACUGUUUGUCUACUAUAUUAAGUAAUAGAAGUGCAAAAGUCACUAUAGGGUUGUUAUUUCAUGUCUAGGGGGCUCUAAUCAUGUUAAAAAGUGAAUUUAGAAGGUUGUAAACAGGUUUUCCAUGUCUCCUUUUUCUCUUAUGUGUACUACAUUAAGUAAUAGGAGUGCAAAGGUCAAUAUAGGGUUGUUAUGUCAUGUGUAGAGUGCUCUAAUAAUGUUAAAAAGUGAAUUUAGAAGGUUGUAAACAGGUUUUCCAUGUCUCGUUUUUCUCUUAUGUCUACUAUAUUAGGUAAUAGUAGUCUAAAGGUGAAUAUAGGGGUGUUAUUUCAUGUCUUGAGGACUCUAAUCAUGUUAGAAACAUGAAUUUAGAAGUUUGUAAACGGGUUUUCCAUGUCUCAUUGUCUUUUAUGUCUACCAUAUUAAGUAAUAGUAGUCUAAAGGUGACUAUAGGGGUGUUAUUUCAUGUCUUGAGGGCUCUAAUUGUGUUAAAAAGUGAAUUUAGAAGAUUGUAAACAGGUUUUCUAUGUCUCGUUUUUCUCUUAUGUCUACUAUAUUAAGUAAUAG